AUGGCGCCCGUCAAGUCCACCAUCAUCACAGUUGUUGUGGCCUUCGCUGCCAUCACUUCUGCCCAUCCCCCACCCACCGCCCCCAUCAAAACCAUGACCAAGGAUACCGCUGGUGCAGCGGGAGGCAGCCACUAUGGUGCUCGUAAUUCUAUCGAUCAGCACUCGCCUAUCCAUUUCACCAUGGCCAAAACCGUGAUCCCAGGCCAGUCACGCGUGCCGUCGCUUUCCAUCCUGGCAGAUAAGCCCCUGGAGGAAGAUCUGCAAGAUGGCGCCCCGUCGCCACAGCCCGGCGAGGACUUCUAUUGCCAUACCACUCAGAGUAGCGCGAACCUCACCGACGUCAAUGAUGCCGUGGCCUUCUUCUCUGCCUUGGACAAGCAAGCAUGCCAGAACAAGCCGGACAAGUGUUUGAACAUGCUCAGCCUCCCCGGAGGAAACAAGGUCGACAUUCGAGUUUGGACGUGUGGUCCUUCUGAGGACUCCACCGAGUGCUCCAAUAUCGCUCCACUCCUGACAAACUUGAUCAACAUCUGCUCCAAGGAUUUCACAACGACUGAUUCAGACGGCAAUACAACCACUGUCACUCGUGUUGGUGGUGUGACCUGGCUCAGCCCUGCCAAGAAUGCCUGGAUAUCGCUCGAGGGAAAGCAUCGUGACUGA
Phaeoacremonium minimum UCRPA7 is the source of this 660-nucleotide messenger RNA. RefSeq lists its product as hypothetical. The transcript is spliced from 2 exons. The record is from RefSeq and is a predicted model, not a curated record. Lineage: Eukaryota; Fungi; Ascomycota; Sordariomycetes; Togniniales; Togniniaceae. The coding region runs from base 1 to 660 and encodes 219 amino acids.